CAGGAGCAGCAGCCGCAGCAACAGCAGCAGACGCAGUCUAGAAACCUCUACCACCAACAUGAAGUGCCUGAUCGUCCUGAGUGCUGUUGUGGCUGUGGCCCUGGCCAAGCCCGGCUUCCUGGGGGCGGGCGUCGCCGCCCCCGCCUACGCCGCGGGCCUCGCUGCCGCCGUCCAACCCGCCCCUGUCUAUGUGGGCGGCAUCCACCCCGGCCUCGCCGCCUACGGUCCGGCUAACAUCGUCGUCGGUCCCGGCGGCUACAACCUGGACACCCCUGACGUGGCCGCCGCCAGGGGCGCCCACCUGGCCGCCGUCGCCCAGACGAGGGCCCGCGACGCCGCCAUCAACGGCGCCGCCCUCGCCGCCGCCUCCGCCGCCGCCUACGGCGCCUACGCCGCCCCCGCUGUGGUCGCCGCCCCCGCCGUCGCCGCCGUCGCUCCUGCGGCUGUCGCUGCUCCUGGCCUAUUGGCUGCUCCCGGAUCUCUGGCUGCGCUCAAGGCUGCCUACCACGGCUAAAGCAACUACGCUAGACGACGGUUAACACUGUGCAACGGAUCACCUCACCGAAUACUCAAAAGGGAGAAAGCAGUACGAACUGUAAAGUAAUCGUUUAUACUGUACAGAAAAAGGCAAAAGAUAAUAAAUUAUACUUUACAUUCUAA
Schistocerca nitens (vagrant locust) is the source of this 660-nucleotide messenger RNA. RefSeq names its product cuticle protein 21.3-like. The transcript is spliced from 3 exons. Lineage: Eukaryota; Metazoa; Arthropoda; Insecta; Orthoptera; Acrididae. The record is from RefSeq and is a predicted model, not a curated record. Bases 59 to 514 code for a protein of 151 amino acids.